AUGGCUCGUGCCGACACUUCGAAGUUCCAGCUCUACCGGGACGAUGAGAUCACGGUGGACAGAGAUGGGAUCCCACACUAUACAGGGGUCAUGCCACACCUCAUGAAGGAGUACAAGCAAAGAGUCCUUUUCGCCUUUGCUGGACUAGAAGGAGAUGGUGACACCGAGGAGAAAGAGCGUGCAGACCCUGAGAAGAAGCAGAAGCGCUUUGCGAAGCGCCUCAUCGACGCCCUGCACGGUGAGGCUUGGACAGCUUGUCAAGAGCUGUUGAAGGAGCCCGAGAAGUUGAGGGUGGUCAAAGGCUAUGAGCUUGUGUUUGCAGCCCUGACCACAAUCGAGAAGGAGACCAUCAUCAGAAAGACAGAAGCGUUUGAGAGGUUCUUCGACCAGAGCUACCGCAAGAAGGGCCAGCCCAUCGACAGCUACUUGAGAGACAAGAAGCAGGCAUGGAGAGAGCUGCGUGACCUUGAUGAGAGCAGCAACAUGUCAGAGGAUCUUCAAGCGUACUUCCUACUUCGUGGAUGCAAUCUCAGUAGAGAUGACAGGCGUGCCAUUCUCUUGGCGAACAGAUCUUCAUACAAUGGUGCAGGAAUUGAGCAAGCCUUGAGGAUCUCAUUCCACGACCUGCACGAGAAGGAGCGUUUUCGAAGCUAUGAGGAUCGAUCACCGAAGAAGAAGGGCAGCGGCAAGGGCAAGAAGUCCUUUCAUGCAAAUGAUGAUGAGAUUCAUGAGGCAUAUGCAGCAAUGGACAAGAUGCGGAAGUCCUACCGAGAUCAGAGGAAGAAACUCAAAGACAUGCAGAAGAGCCGAGGGUUCUUUAGAGGAGAGUUCACGGUAGAGGAGAGAGCCAAAGCAAUCGAGCAGGAGAAGUCCCGCAGCAGAUGCGGUGCAUGCGGGCGACUCGGCCAUUGGGCCGGGGACAGCAUUUGUCCCAACAAGAGCAGCAAGCCCGCCAAGUCCAAGGGAAAGGGCAAGAAGGGGAAGAAGUCUGGCUCAGCCAAUGUGGUGUCAGACAAACCUUUCCCAUCCUUCUUCACUUUGACCCAAGGUGAUGUGGAGGAACGUGUGGCAGCGCCUCGACCUUCAACCACAGGCCCAACAACACCAUGGGAGGAGGUCUCUAGCAUUGGAGGAGGCUACAACCACACAGAGGAGAUCGUGAUCGGCGGUGUACCGUACCGCCCUGCUAGCAGCUGCCCCAGUGCUGAUGAGAUGGAUGCAUUCAGAGCUUCAGGAAUCAAAGUGCAUCCAGUGGCACUUGCAGCAGAGGAGAGAGUCAUGCCAGAUCUCAGCACCAAGCGAGUCCAGCAGUUGCAGGAGCUUUGCAUUGCCAACGAGAUUGCGUAUUCAGGUUUGAACAAGGAGAGCCUGAAGGAACGUUUGACCAAGUUUUAUGCAUGGCAGGCAGUGCCAAAGCGUGGAUCAGCAAAGGAUUUGGUCAGAAUGGCAUGUUUGGAAGAUGAGCCAGUGGAAUUGAAGCCUGUGCCGCAGAUUCCAAAAGCACAGGCGCCAGUGUUGCCGAAGUCAUCGGCGCGUGCACGUGCAGCCCCAGUCAUUGAGCAGAUGAGGCAAGAAAGGCAGAUGAGAGAUUUGUGGUCCCCGCAGGAUCCUUCCAUGAUUGGUCCCAGUGGGCGCUACACCGAAGAUGACAUGUUCAUGGAGGGCAUCCCCAUCUACCACCUACGUUGCGAGCAGUGCCAAGCUCCGAUGGUAGGCAGAACCAAUCGGGCAGAUGGUGGAAAGUUCUAUGGGUGUACCAAUUUCUCACCCAAGGGUUGCAAGUUCGCGAUCACAUACUCAGAGGGAAAGUUCAUGAGCAGUCCUUUGCGUCCGGAUCUGCUGGGUCCGGGCGGAACGAGAAGUGAGCAAGAGACGGCAGAGGGCGAGGUGCACACCUCGCAUUGCAUGUUUUUGAAUUCAUUUGUGGUUGAUGAGCCAGAGUUUGUGCACAUGGCAAUGCCCAUAGACAUGGAAGAGUUUUGCAAUCAAAGCAGCGCCUCUGGAGAUGAAGUAGGGUUAGCCCUUAUCGAUACAGCUUGCACGGCAUGCAUGCACUCUAUGAGCUGGAGGUUAGCUUUUUCACGACGGCUGCCAGAUAUGGUUAAAUGUGAACCUUUGCAGCAAUUCAAGACCUUUCAUUUUGCCAACGGCUCUUCAACCGCAUCCCAGAUUCAAGUUUGGAAGAUUCCAAUAUGCUUGGGUGGUAGGCCAGGAGAGGUGCACUCAGCAGAAGUGCCAGAAGGCAACACUCCCCUCCUUUUGUCCAUGUCAGCUCUAGAUGCUUUGGAUGCAGUCGUUUUCAUGCGGAAGAAACUCAUGCGCCUACAGGAGCUAGGCGUAACACUCCCUUUGGUUAGCACCCGCACCAAGCAUCUAGCCAUAGACGUUUCCUUUGAGAACUUAGAGCUCGACGUCACCAGCACUUUGUCGGGCCAGCCUAUGAUCAAGUCACAGGCUGAGGAUUUGAGCGUGUUUUGGGCAGAGGAGGCCAAUGAGAGCAUUUUGCAGGAGUUUGUUGCGUUUAAAGUGGUGGCGGCAGAGUUUUCAGAGGAGACCUAUAAACCCCAGGUUGGGUCCAGAGGAGUCACCACAAAAGACCGUAGGAAGUCUUUGCAUGUAGCCAGGUUUGAGGCGUUGCAGCAGGCGGCAGUAAGCCAGCAAGUCAUGGAUGCCCAGUUGUGGGCGGCUUUGAGACACCAUUACACCAAAGCUGAGGAGUUAGCAACAGAUGGUUUCAGAUGCAGCAUGAUUUUUGAGCCAUGGGGAGGAACCUUCCCGGUCACACGGUUAGCUUCACUCAGCAGAGGUUGGGUCAACAGCCAGCCCAUGGAUGUAAAGGAUGGAGUUGAUUUACUCAGCGCAGAAGGCACUGAGCUACUGUGGAGAACACUGGAUGAGCAUGAUCCCCUUCUCACCUUGAUUGCCUUUGAUUGCCGACUUUGGUCAACACUCACCAACUUGAGCCAACACAUCGAUUGGCACCGCUUGCGUCAGACAGUUGGGAGAAAGACUUUGGAGUUAGUGAAGGCGAUCGCCAAACACCGGCAUGAGCGAGGCAGAUAUUACCUGCUCGAGAACCCAGCAGGAGCUUUGUCUUGGAUUUUCUCAGGCAUUUUGGUGAGCUUGUUGGAGGAGGCAGGUGGAAAGUUUGUAGAAGGAGAUCAAUGCAGGUUUGGCAAAACAGACUUACACACAGGCAAACCUGUCAAGAAGAAGACAGGAUGUUUGGGAAACAACGAACACAUUCUCAACCGUUUAGCAAAACAGUGCAAUUGCCCACCAGGCAGUCAUGAGCAAAUCGUUGGAGCCAGCCGCUCCAAGGAAGCAGCAGUUUAUCCCAAGCAGCUUUGUGAGGAAAUCCUACUUGGCCUUGAGGACAGCAUGACCAGUGACUACGUGGCUUUUCAGCAGAAGAGACAGGAAGCAGCAUUUCCUCCAAUGCCAGCACCAGCAACACCCAGCAACAUUUUGCGGAGAAGGCCACGUGUUCAAGAGGUCAAGAAGGGAGCAUGGGAGAGAGUACAUGGUCCAGCAACUCUAGAACUUUUGAGGAGAAUCCUGACGUGGACAGUGGAGUCAGGAGCGGUAGACUGGGCAGUUUUAGAACAAGAGCAUGAGCUAACGCAGCAACUUAGAGAGCAGGAAACAGGGCAGACAGAAGUGCAAUUGGUUCUUGUUUCAAGAUUGGCAAGACGCAUGAAGAGACCAGAACCACACGCAGGACCAAUGGAAGUUCCUCUCAGGAAAGCGCUGAUCUUGAUGGACAAUGACGAAGUCUUGAGCAGCGGGUGGGAGGAAUGGCACAAGCUAGCACCAACACAGCAGAACAGAACCUUGCCAACAAGGUCCAAGCAGGUGGUAGUGAUGCUCUUUGGGACAGACAAUGCAGCAGCAGCAGAAGAGCUGGAAGAGCCCAAAGAAGAAGAUGCCAGCAGCAGAUGGCAAAGAGUACCACGAGAGCUUCGCCUAGCCAUACGACGUGUGCAUGUCAAUCUGGGUCAUGCGCGACUUCCAGAUAUGUUGCGCGCCUUGCGCAUGAGCAGAGCCAGCGAAGCAGCCAUCCGUGCUUGUAGGUUGUUUCGUUGCCCAGAAUGUCCAAGACUAGCAGAACCAAAACUUCCAAGGCCAUCAAAGCUGCCUACGGUGGACGAGUUUGGCGUCAUUGUGGGCAUGGAUGUGAUCGAGGUGAAAGACUCAGAUCAAGUUUCUUGGAGUUUGCUGAACAUUUUGGACUUGGGCACGACUUACCAAGUCAUGGUUCUUUUGGACCAAGCAGUGCGCAACCCGACAUCAGCAGAGAUUGCAGAAGCCUUCACUCAGGGUUGGUCAACUUGGGCCGGUUUGCCAGAGAGAGGGGUCGUGCUGGAUCAAGCACGAUAUUUCAUGAAUGAGUUUGCAAGAAACCUUGAGGAGCAAGGAUGUGAAGUCUCUUUAGCAGCAAAGGCAUCACCUUGGCAAAUUGCCGCGGUGGAGCGACAUGGAGGCACAUGGAAAACCAUUUGGCGAAAGCUCGUUUGGAGCCAACAAGUUGCGGGAAAGUCAGAAGUCCUGCAAGCCAUAGCACAGGUCAACAAGGCAAGGAACAGUUUAGCAAGACGUUCAGGUUUCAGCCCAGAGCAGUGGGUCCUUGGAAGAUCCAUACGUCUUCCUGGAGAUCUUUUGGACGAUGGAGAAGUUGCAAGAAUAGGUGCGCAGGCAGCAGCAUUGACACCUACCACAAGGUUCCAUAGGCAGGUACAACUGAGAACAGCAGCAAGAGAGGCUUGCAUUCGUGCGUCCAACAGCGAGGCACUGAGGAGAGCAGAAUUGAGAAGAGUGCGGCCGUCAAGAGGGCCUCUUCCAGUUGGCAGCUACGUUUUCUACUACGACAAGCAUGGCCCACACAACUGGAGAGGGAUUGCAAGAGUUAUUGGCCACGACAGCAGCCACACCGUUUGGCUGAGUCACCGUGGCAUCUUGGUGGCUGCAUCGCCGGAACAUCUCAGUCUGGCAGAUGAUUUGGAAGUGCGUGGUUGGAUGGUGACUUCCAGAGAAACAGAGCUUUUAGAUGCGACACCAGCAGUCACAUCCAACACCUUUUUGGACAUCAGGCGGAAAGACAUCCCGCCACCAGAAGGUUUUGAGGAGUUGGAAGAUGAGGAGAAAGACCAAGAUGAGAGAGAGAGGCGCCCAGCAGAGACACGACAGGAGCCACUGGAAGAUGGGGUUCCAAGAGAUGAAGUGGAGGUGCCAGAAGCAGAGGAGUCCGAUGGAUACGAGCCAUCCAUUGCACCAGACCAGCCAGAACAACUCCAGAUUGAGAGCAUGGCAGAAGAAUCAGAAAGAGCAGAGAGCCCUCAGUCAAGAAAGAGAAGAGAGGAGUUUGAAGAAGGCAUGAGACGUUCAGAAAACUUGCGUAGGAGAACGCUGAAGUCAAGCAAGUUCUUUAAGGCAAAAGAGGAUGAGCGGAAGCUGAAGAAGACUUUGUCCUUGAAGUCACUUACUAUGACAGAGAGUGUGAGGACAUCAGAGAAUGCAGAGUUACCACACUUUGAGGAUGAUGAAGAGUUGCCGCCAAUCCCAAUGCAGGAGUACGAUCCUGACCUAGAUUCGUACCAACAAGCCGUGCCAACCGCAGGGCCACCGCCAAUAGAAACGAGAACAGCCAGAGAGGAAGCAGAAGAAAGAGCAGCAAAGAGAUUGCGAAUAACUUCACCAUCAAGAGCUGGGUCACCAAGUAGGAAUAGAGAAGGAGCCAUGUUUCUUUCAGCAGAGGAUGUAUCAGAGGUCAUGUUGAGCGCAGCUUCCAGGCAAUAUGCCAUGAAGGCAGAGUUUUAUGAGGCAGAAGGCAUCAGCGAGGAGGAUUUUCUGUUUGGAGUAGAGCGCAACAUUUUUGACACUCAGAUACAGCAGAUGCAAGAGCAUGCGUUCGCAGCAAGUAACAAGCAAGUACCUACAGCAGCACAACCAGCCAAGAAGGGUAGAAAGGAGAUCAGGUUACAAACCUUGAGUCAGGAAGGAUCAGAUGCGAAGGAGUGGCAAGGUUGGAUAGACAAGAAGGCUUGUGAUGUUUUGACAGUAGAAGAAAGCGAGGAGAUCAGAAGAAGCAAGCCGGAGCUCAUAGUCCCCACGCGAUGGGUGAGGACAAACAAGAAUGAAGGAGUUGCAGAUGCAGACUUCAAAGCGAAAUCAAGAUUGGUUGUCCAGGGUUUUCGUGACAAGGCCCUAGGCAGAUAUCGCCGUGAUGCUCCUACAGCCUCGCAGAUAGCCGAAAGUAUUUUGCUUUGCGUUUGUAGCUUUUACCAGUUCAUCAUGCUUUGCAAAGACGUCAAGAAUGGAUACUUCUGCGGAAAGCCUUUGGACAGAGAAGUAUACUUGGAGCAGCCGAGAGGAGGCCUACCAGGUUUAGCUCGGCGACAGCUGCUUCGAGCUAGAAAGGCCAUAUAUGGCUUUGCAGAAGCCGCUCGACUUUUCUGGCUUGCUCUUAGAGAGCAUUUGAUUUCAGACGGUUGGAAAGAAUCAGAGGGAGUUUUGAACGGCAUCCUCAUCACUCAUGUGGAUGAUCUGGAAGGGGGUGUGAGACCAGGCUUAGAGGAGAAGCUUUUCCAGAAGAGCUCACAGUCACUGGAUUUUGCAACAAACCACCGUUUCAGCUUCACUUUCAGAGGCCGAGAGAUCAAGCAGUCAGAGAAGAAAGAUGAGCAUGGUAACGUUUGUGGAGGAUACAUUGAUGUUUGCAUGAGAAACUACGCUUUGUCCAUGAGCAAAAUCACAGUCAGCAAAGAAAGACGCGCACAGCCAGAAGCAGAUUUGACAGAAGAGGAGCAGAGAAUCCUCAACUCAGGAGCCGGUGAGUUGGGAUGGAUCUCAAGACAGUUGAGGUCGGAUUUGGCAUUUGACAAUGGUUGCGUACAGCGCUGCAAGAAGAAACCGAAGGUUUCAGAUUUGUUGAGGUUGAAGACAGCAGUAGAAGCAGCUAGAAGAGGAGCCGAUGUACGCAUGCGUUUCUGGGACGACGUCGACCUUCAGAACGUCGUCAUACUUCAUUUGGCAGAUUCAGGACACGCCAAUGGAACUCCUGAACAUGAUGAGAUCAAAAGAUAUAGGAGCAUUGGAGGAUACUAUAUCCUGAUUGCCAAUCCGGAAGUCCUAGAAGGAAAGCCUUCCAGAGCCAAUAUCCUAGCCUUCAACAGCAGCCAGACAAAACGAGUUUGCAGAAGUACUUUAGCAGCGGAAGCCAGUCACCUCUCAGAGUCCAUAGAAUGUGGAGACUGGAUCAUAGUCGUUUUGCAUGAAGCACUUCAUGGUUCUGUAGAUUUACGAAAUUGGACAGAUGUCAUUCAGCAGAGAAAGCGCAUUUACGUCACAGAUGCACGUUCAGUUUUCGACUAUUUGCACAAGGAAGCAUGCAGCACGUCAUCAGACAAGAGGAUGGCGAUAGAAGGUGCUUUACUUCGUGAAACUGUUAGGAAAGAAGGAGCAGACGUGCGCUGGAUAGAUGGUCAACAGAAUAUGGCAAAUGUUUUGACGAAAGUCAACACUGACAAAACUAUUCUGAACCAGUUUCUGCGAGAUGGCCUUUUCAGUUUGAUACAGACAGAUGCAAACAGGCAACAAAAGUUGAAACAGCAACUGCAGAGGAAAGCGCGAAAGGCGAAAGAAAAGAAUAACGAGUGUGAGAAUCAGCAGUUUCCAGCCACAACUGCAGGUGCCACUUCGCCUUUCGAGCACAAGAAUCCAUGA
Messenger RNA from Cladocopium goreaui, 7722 nucleotides. The record is from the annotation of a GenBank genome assembly. NCBI's taxonomy places the organism in Eukaryota, Dinophyceae, Suessiales, Symbiodiniaceae.